Molecule: messenger RNA, 1948 nt
Organism: Pseudocercospora fijiensis CIRAD86
Lineage: Eukaryota; Fungi; Ascomycota; Dothideomycetes; Mycosphaerellales; Mycosphaerellaceae
Product: glycosyltransferase family 8 protein
Exons: 5
Coding region: 1-1803 (600 amino acids)
Cellular component (GO): cytoplasm
Molecular function (GO): glycosyltransferase activity
Source: RefSeq, a predicted model, not a curated record
AUGAACGAUGCCUACUUGCCCGGAGCAGCAGUAUUAGCACAUUCCCUACGAGACUGCGGCACCACGAAAAAGCUUGCCUGCCUCGUGGUGCAGCAUGGCCUGCGAGCGAGCACCAUUGAAGAGCUCCAGUCGCUAUACAACUAUGUCAUUCCUAUCGAACCAAUCCGCAACCCGCAGCCUGCCAACCUCUAUCUCAUGAAUCGCCCCGACCUGCUCUAUACCUUCUCCAAGAUCAACCUAUGGCGCCAAGUGCAGUUCCGAAAGAUUGUCUACAUCGAUGCCGACGUGGUGGCGCUGCGCGCGCCGGAAGAGCUGUUUGACAUACCAGACUCGUUUGCUGCAGCACCCGACGUGGGCUGGCCGGAUGCAUUCAACUCGGGCGUUAUGGUGCUCACCCCAGACAUGGGCGAGUACUACGCCUUGAGAGGCCUUGCAGACUCGGGUGACAGCUUUGAUGGUGCCGACCAAGGUUUACUCAACCAAUACUACGAGAAUCGCCCGUGGAAGAGGUUGAGCUUCACAUACAACACGACGCCGAGCGCAAAUUACCAGUACGAACCUGCUUACAGGUACUGGAAGCGAAACAUCACCCUCGUGCAUUUCAUUGGGAAGGAUAAGCCAUGGCAAAGGGCACGAGAUGAGAAAGGUGCGCCGAACGCCUUCCAGGAAUUGCUCAGCAGAUGGUGGGCGGUCUAUGAUCGGCAUUUCCAAGUCUCGCAAGUAGCAGCUUCAGAGUCGUUUUCUGCCGCUGGCUAUCCAGUAGCGACGACUCAACCCGCGCCGCCGCCGCAGCAUUUCCCUGCCCAGGGCCAGCCAUAUUAUACGUCACAUCAAGGCGUUGAGGCCCCCGAGCAGCGUCAGCAGCACUGCCAGCCUCCGCAUUACCACUCGCACCAUCAUACCCCCGAGCAGUCAAACCACCAUGCAGGCACCGCCACGCCUUCGUUUGCUGAGCGUGGCGAGCCUGCAGAGAAUCUUGCUCAAGGCCAUCAACAGCCCAUCCCCACAGUGCAACAGCGCAAGUUUUCGGCACCUCACAUGGAAUGGGAUGCGACCCGUGGAGCACCGCCAAUUGACGCGAGACCAGAGGCAGCAGACUUUCCCACCACAACUUACGAGUUUAAUACUAAUCCGGCGCCUUUCCGACCUCCUCCGUCGUAUCCAGAGCCGCCGAAAGACAUGUACUAUCAGGUGCCGCCUCCGCCUCCUCUGAGCCAGUCUGCACCGAAGCCGAAGCCCAUCUUCCCUUGGGAGGAACGCGAACACAGCAGACCAACGAGGAGAUUCGUCGAGGAUGAAGCGCCUCCGCCCCCGCCUGAGCUGGAACCAGAGGCGCCAUAUGCCGAUGAACUGGAGGUUUCGACCGACAAGAACAUCGAGCCAGUGACUCCUACCAUCAAAGUCACCGAUAACCCAUGGACCUCUUUCGCUCAACAGAAGAACGUCUGGGAUGAGGUGAACGGCAUUAAUGACUACGUACGCGCCUUGACAGCGUUUCAGAAGAAUCGUGGGAAGCAGCACGUCCUCUCGCCGUCAAACGACCCUAAGCCGGAAGAGCUGAUUGAAAAGGUCGAGCAAGCACGCCAACGGCGCGAAAGCCUCAUUCUCACCGAUUUUCCAACUGCCGAUGACAGGCCCUCUUUACCGGUGACUCCAGCACCAAGGCGCCGAUCUACCUUUUGGGGAGAUGAAGGCCGAGAUGAUGAAGCGGAUCUUCCACCUGCUGAAGGGGUGCCUGAUCAAGCGGACUGGGUAUGUCCUAAAUAUCUUCCUGUCCUCACACCUUCGUUGUUGAAAUACUGACGACGAUGAGACAUUGGCGUUGCCAAGAGCUUGAGCAUUUUGGGACUCUGCUUUGGAUAGAGGUUUGGCGCAGCUUGUUCAGAUGUUGCGCGAAAGUUCUUGCGAUUUCAUUCAAAAAUCUACCAAGCGAAAUCGUAUGCUAAUU